GGGGUGACGAGGGAUCUCAACUUUUGGAACAUUAUUAUCAAAAAAAAAAAAAAAAAAAAAAAAUCUUUUGGAACCCUACAUUGGUUAUGGACGGGGGACCCUCUCUUGUUACUAGUAAUACUUCAAAAACAGAAUUUUUGGCUGCUGACAAUGUUUACAAAUGAUUCGGAGGGCGAUGUUUUAAUGUUUGCACAUGGAUUUUGGCACCUAUAUAUACAUAUGCCCUUUCACCCCAACCAAAAACCAUUGCUACUCUUCCAGUCUGCCUUCUCAUUCUGUUGUUUUCAGCUUCUGUUUUCUGUCCCCCUGUAUCUUCAGGUAAUGAAUUAGUAUUUGCAUUCAUUUUCUAAUCCGUCCAUUCCCAAAUCUGCGUUAUGGGUUGAUGAUGGAAAGCAUUUUUGCAGCAGGUUUCACCUGGAAAAUGGAAGCUGAAGACCUCUGUUGCGCUGAUGGAGCCAAGUACCAAUGCUUGCUCUUUGACAUGGAUGAUACGUUGUAUCCCUUAAGCACGGGUCUUAACUUGGCGUGCCGAAAGAACAUUGAAGAUUACAUGUUGCAUCAGCUGGGAAUUGAAGAAAGUCAAGUUCCUAGAAUGUGCUUGGAAUUAUACCGGGAAUAUGGGACCACUAUGGCUGGUCUCAAGGAUCUGGGUUAUGAAUUUGAUGACGAUGAGUUUCACGCUUAUGUUCAUGGGAGAUUGCCCUAUGAAACUCUCAAGCCUGAUCCUCUUUUGAGGAACCUUUUGCUUUCCAUGCCACAGCGAAAAAUUAUUUUCACCAACGCGGAUAAAAAUCAUGCGGCCCGAGUCCUGACCAAGUUGGGUUUGGAGGAUUGCUUUGAAGGCGUGAUAUGCUUUGAAACACUUAACUCGCCAACACCUGUUCAGGGAUCCCCCUUUGAUCCCGCAAACGAGGUAGCAGAUGACAGCGAUGAUAGUCUGAUGACUGGAGAUUCUGAUGCCCGUGCUACGAUGAAAACCAACACCCAAAACACACUGCAGAAAAUCAUAUGUAAGCCUUCUCUAACGGCAAUUCAGGCUGCUAUUCGUGUUGCAGACCUUGACCCUGCCAAAACGGUACAGAAUUUUUGCUUCAGCUGCUAUUAGACCUUGGAAAUCUGUGGUUUCUAGCAACAAAUCAUUCACGGAAUUAUUUUCAUUUUCCUAUCAGCUCUUCUUUGAUGAUAGUGCUCGCAACAUUGCCACUGCAAAACUAGCUGGACUUCAAACCGUAAUUGUAAAUUUCUGAACUGGUCUCUCUUAGAAGCCUGUUAAGUGAGCAUGAUGAUGUAGUUUACUGACUUCCAUUCCCGGGUGCAGGUGGGUAGCUCUAGCCUCGUGCCUGGUGCUGAUUAUGCAUUAAGCAGCAUACACAACAUCAAAGACGCCCUACCACAGAUAUGGGACAACGGGGAAGAGCACUAUCUGGAGCACUUCGUACAAUCCACUGUGGAGACUCCAGUCCUCGCAUAAAAUCGAAAGAGAAUAAUUUCCUACAAACGAUUGGAAGCACAGGCAUUUGUAUUUACUCAGCCUGCACGACAGGCUACAUUGUAAUAUGAUUAUCAUAAAUUUUUCUAUGUCACUUAGCAAUUCCUAGUGUGGGAAAAAUCUCAAGAGUUUCAAGCUGCUGAAACCGCAGCCUGCCUCAACUCCAUGAGUUCAAUUUGCUACCUCAGCAAUGGUUGUUCCCUGUAAUAAUUACUAUACAAUUUUACACAAAAAAAAAAAAAGAAAAGCUGGUUCUCAUCUUGUGGAUUACAUUCUCUCUAAACCAUUCGAGACUGACUAAGAUAGAUAUCUAAACAGAAUACUGACUAAGAUAGAUAUCUAAA
Oldenlandia corymbosa var. corymbosa is the source of this 1833-nucleotide messenger RNA. NCBI's taxonomy places the organism in Eukaryota, Viridiplantae, Streptophyta, Magnoliopsida, Gentianales, Rubiaceae. The record is from the annotation of a GenBank genome assembly.